Molecule: messenger RNA, 1872 nt
Organism: Echinococcus granulosus
Lineage: Eukaryota; Metazoa; Platyhelminthes; Cestoda; Cyclophyllidea; Taeniidae
Product: Solute carrier family 13 member
Exons: 15
Coding region: 1-1872 (623 amino acids)
Biological process (GO): monoatomic anion transmembrane transport
Cellular component (GO): membrane
Source: RefSeq, a predicted model, not a curated record
AUGAAUCUACCAGGUUGGUUGCGAUGGCUCCUAACGUACAGGAAACUCCUCUUCACCAUCCUCUACCCCAUCAUUCUCAGUCCCAUCCUCAUUGUCAACCCGUCAUCAGAGGCGAAAGGAGCUUACACGCUCUUAUUGAUGGCUGGCUACUGGAUAACUGAGUCGAUUUCCAUUUACGUCACAGCCAUGUUGCCACUUCUGAUGGGACCUCUGAUGGGCAUUAUUGCCUCCAAGGCAGCCUCUGCUGCCUAUAUGCGCAACGCCUCCAUGCUCUUCAUCCAAGGUGCCUUCUUGGCUGUCGCGGCCGAGCACCGCAAUAUUCAUCGUCGUAUCAGCGCUGCCGUUCUUAGGAUCAUGGGCGGCGAUCCCAGACUUCUCCUUCUGGGUCUCAUGCUACCAACGUGGUUCUUGUCCAUGUGGAUGAGUAACACGGCCGCAACCAUCAUGAUGCUCACCACCGUCGAGGCUCUGAUGUCACGUCUGGAGUCUUUAAAACCCAAUGUAGAGGAGGAUGCUGCUCCUGCAAAAAAAAACGAGGCUGACGGUGAGGCUUGGAACACCGGUGACAGCAAUGAAAGUGUUACAGUCAAGUCUGGUGGUGGUAGUGACGGAGACGACUUGCAGAAGUUGGGCUGCUGCUUCUCGCUCGGCAUUGCCUUCGCCUCCAGCUGCGGUGGUAUGGGCACUGUUAUUGGCACACCAACUAACGUUGUCCUCUUCGGUCUCGUCAGCGAUCGCUAUGGCUUCGAUACUGGGCUCACCUUCGGCUCGUGGGCCGCCUACGGUAUGCCGCUCUCACUAAUUCUCUUGAUCUGCGUCUGGGUCAUCCUCGGUGUCAUUUUUAUCGGUCCAAAAUGGGCUGACGGCUCGGCCAUGGCAAUACUGGCGUUGGUCAUUCUCCUCUGGAUCUCCCGGAAACCCGGUGUCGACGGCUGGUCUGCUAUUGUGCCAUUCAAAACUUCUCCCACUGGCAAAAGAAUCGAACUGACAACCGACACCCAGCCAGCUGUUCUGGGCUCUAUUCUUAUUUGCAUCUGGCCCGCAUACAACCCUUUCCGUAGAAGGCGUCCUGAUCAGCCCCCGGUUGAUGCUUUGGAGACCGUUCUUCCAUGGAAGGUCGCUCAAUCGCGUUGUCCGUGGCAGGUUCUUCUCCUCAUCGGUGGUGGUUUCUGUCUCUCCGACAUCUGUAAUGUCUCUGGUCUCUCGACUCGCGUGGGUCAGUAUAUGCUGGGUCUGAAGUCUCUUCCACCAGUUGUUCUUAUUUUGGUGUUCGGCCUCUUGUGCAUUACUCAUGACCAACUUCGUCGCCAACGUGGCCACUGCUACCGUGCUUCUACCCAUCAUGUUCGAAUUGAUUCACCCGUUCUAUAUCGGUUUACCGGUGCAAUCUCUGCUAGCAUGGCAUUCAUACUGCCGGCCGGGACCCCAGCUAACGCCAUCGUCUACAGCAAGGGUCGCAUCAACAUCAAUCAGAUGGUCGGGAACCACGAAUUCUCUUGUGACUUGGCCGGAAGGUUUUUGGCACUGGAGUCCCGGGAGCAACACCGGUGUGCACUCCGCGCGCUGAUGUGUUGCCUGUGUGAUGAAAUCGAUCGAAACCUUGAGUCGAUCGAUAAGGGCUGCAGAGUGGUGUUCACGCACCAUUUUAUCGAUCGGAAUAAAUACGUCACAGUGGAUGAGUCAUCAGCCUGUAUCGAUCGCCCUCUCGAGCUAACGGAUGGCUCAUCAGCAAGGAGCCUGGCAUUUAUUCUCCCACGGUUUUUUGGAGAGCCAAGAGUGGAAGGCUGGUCAUCUCCAAUCCCUUCAGGCUGCAAUCCAGGUGACAGGGCCAUUCCACAGAGGAGUACUAUAGAAACAAUGAAGUUAAAGUGA